This is a messenger RNA of Periconia digitata, 1445 nucleotides long. NCBI's taxonomy places the organism in Eukaryota, Fungi, Ascomycota, Dothideomycetes, Pleosporales, Periconiaceae. The record is from the annotation of a GenBank genome assembly.
AUCUAUUCAUGACGUCGACCUUCGAAGCCAAAUCGCCCAAUGAGCAGGAGCUAAAAGAUAGCACCGCGACCUCAGCUUCUCUCCACAAUUCCCCGCCAUCGGCAUCGAUAUCACCCCCACCGCCUUCGCAAUUCAGCCCUCCAUCACGGGCCCAAAAAUUAUACAACUUCGUAACAUGGACACCGCCACAUUGCCGGUGGGACCCCACCAAACCGCCCCAGUUUUCAAUGGCAUUGAAUGUCCUGUUUGCUUUUGCUGCGGGCUUCACCGUCGCCAAUCUGUAUUACACGCAUCCCAUUUUGAACAUUCUGGCUGAGGAUUUUGGUGUCAAUUAUGAAAAUGUGGCACAAAUCCCAACGGUGAUGCAGGCGGGUUAUGCAGCAGGGUUGUUGUUCCUAUGUCCAUUGGGGGAUCUCUUACCGAGACGCCCCUUUGUUGUCGGUCUGGUGGGGUUCACAGCGACUGUUUGGCUCGGGCUAUGCCUCACCAACGACCUCGCUGUGUUCACUGCGCUUUCCUUCAUUGUCGCUGUCACAACAGUAACGCCUCAGCUCAUGCUCCCUCUGGUAGGAGAUCUAGCUCCACCAAAUCGCCGCGCAGCAGCUCUAUCCAUUGUAGUGUCCGGUCUUCAGCUCGGAAUCCUCAUCGCGCGUGUGCUAUCAGGAACCAUGACCAACUUUGUGACUUGGCGAGCUAUCUACUGGAUGUCCUUCGGCCUCCAAUACGCCAUAUUCCUUCUCCUCUGGCUCUUCAUGCCAGACUACCCAUCCACCAACACCAACCUAAAUUACUUCCGCCUCCUAUGGAGCAUCGUGCAGAUGAUGCGUCGCCACGCUGUGCUGGUCCAAGCCUGCCUGGCCGCAUUCUUCACGAGCGCUACCUUCACUGCCUUCUGGACCACACUUACUUUCCUUCUCGCAGGCGCCCCUUACCACUACACGCCGCUGACCAUCGGGCUCUUCGGCCUCAUCGGCAUCGCCGGCAUGUGCGUUGGCCCCAUCUACGCUCGCAACGUAACGGACAAGUUUCAUCCGCAUCUUUCCGUUCUCGUGGGCUUGUUCUGCUGCCUCGUGGGGAUCUGUCUGGGGACAUAUAUCGGCCCGUUCAACGUCUCUGGCCCCGUGCUACAAGCUUUCCUUGCGGACUUUGGCAUGCAGACGGCGGCCAUAGCGAACAGGGCGGCCAUUUACGCCGUGGAGCCGAAGCGACGGAAUGGAGUUAACACCGCUUUCAUGGUGUUUACUUUCUGCGGUCAGCUCCUUGGUACUUCGGCAGGAAAUCAUAUCUAUGCAAGGGCGGGUUGGAUUGGCUCUGGGAGUGCGAGUGUGGGGCUCGUUGGGCUCGCUAUUUUGGCCAUGGUGGCGAGGGGUCCUUGGGAGACUGGUUGGGUUGGGUGGAAAGGUGGAUGGAGUUUUAGGAAAAGAGAAGACGUUGCGCCAGUGUAA